Messenger RNA from Laetiporus sulphureus 93-53, 408 nucleotides. RefSeq lists its product as uncharacterized. NCBI's taxonomy places the organism in Eukaryota, Fungi, Basidiomycota, Agaricomycetes, Polyporales, Laetiporaceae. The annotation marks the transcript as partial. The record is from RefSeq and is a predicted model, not a curated record. The transcript has 2 exons.
ACAACCAAAACCACGAAGUUCCCUCUCUUGGGUGAGGGCAACUAUGGUGAGUGGGCAAUCCAAAUGGAAGCGGAGCUGAUCAGGAAGGAGCUGUGGGAGGUGAUGACAAUUGAAACAUCACCACCGACAGAUGCGACGGAGAUGGAGGCAGCAGUGUGGCUGGAGGUGGAAAAGGCCAAGCGCUUGAUGACCAAGAUGGCGAAAGCACAGAUUGGGUGGGUGAGGAAAAUGGCCGCAGAUCUGGAAUAUGCCGGGGUAAAAGUAGAAGAAGAGGACAUGGUGUUGGGACUCACCAUGGGCCUUGGAGAACACUACGACCAGCUCGUAGUCACGCUCGAAUCGAUCCCACCCGAACAGCUCACCGUCGCAAAUGUUACAGCGAGACUUCUGAAUGAGGAGACCCACCAG